AUGAUUGAAUAAUCAGAUAAGAAUAAACAAAAUGAUUUGAUUUUGUAACUAAGGAAUGUAAAAAAAAUCUUGAAAGAUCAAAAGACUCAAAAACAGUUUAUAGGAAACCAUACCAUAUUUUGCAGAUCAAGAUAAUUAGAAUUUUCAAUUGAAAUAUUAAGGUGUGCCUAUCUAAGUGAAUUACGAAGCUGUAGAAUGAGCAAAUUUCCAUCUUCAUCAGUCAUAAAUGGUUACUUUAGAUGUUGUCAAUAUUAUUUAGAUCAAGAGAAAUAAUACUCAACCAAUUAUUUAUCAAAAUCAUUUACUUUAUCCAGUAUAACCUUAAUAAUUAUAAUUUGUUUAAAUAGUACUUUUAUUUUAACCAUAUACUUAAACUUACAAAUAUCAAUAUUAAUAACAAUUAUUUUAUGCAAUUCCCUUACCUUAACUACAACUUAUUUAGAUCGAUAAAAUAAAUCUUAUCAACCAUAAGUUUAUUAUCAAGAUAACCCAAUUAUAAAUAUUUCUUCAAAAUAAGAUCCUGUAAUUUAAUAAAUUGAUGUCUAUAUAAUUUAACAACAUAACCCAUAAUCAUAGAUUAUUUAAUAUUGUUUAACAUGUAGUUAGAGCAUCAUAGCAAAUAGUUAAUAAAGUUUAUAAGUCUUAACCAUUUGCUGA
Molecule: messenger RNA, 657 nt
Organism: Paramecium primaurelia
Lineage: Eukaryota; Ciliophora; Oligohymenophorea; Peniculida; Parameciidae
Source: the annotation of a GenBank genome assembly